This is a messenger RNA of Peromyscus maniculatus bairdii (prairie deer mouse), 2922 nucleotides long. RefSeq names its product chromosome 9 C8orf58 homolog (gene C9H8orf58). The record is from RefSeq and is a predicted model, not a curated record. Lineage: Eukaryota; Metazoa; Chordata; Mammalia; Rodentia; Cricetidae.
UCUGAUGAAGGAACCAGUGGAGAGCAUUAGAGGAUGGGGUCUAGGAAGACGCUUGGAGAGGGGCCGCAGACUUCCCUUGGCUCUGGCUCUAGCCUCUCCUCUGAGAGCACCCUUAUCUGCCUCUAGGGGAUUUGAAGCCAGCUGAGAUUUUUCCAGCCCCUUUUGGCUUCUGAAAAAGGCAGUGUUUCCCUAGAAGCCCCCAGGCCCAUCUGGUCACCUGGUAGUUGUUGACCACCAGCUGAUGCCUGGGCUCCUUUUAAAAUGGGGUUUCGGUGGAAUGGGACGGGGCCAAGGGUGAUUGAUGGCUGCUAGGGUCAGGGAAACAUUUAAACUCCUGCUCAGCCUCCAGGCAGCUCCGGGCUGCUGGCUCACCUCUUGCCCACACCCUGCAGACCCAACCAUCACACCCCUGCAACUUUGCGGCAGCACCCGGAUAAGACAGAAGCUUGGGCUAAGUAGGCGGGCUCAUAAGUAGCCCUGGGCGCAGAGCGCCUUGCAGUGAGUGCUCUGUGUAGAUUUUCCCAGGGCGCAGAACCCUUCCCCCCUUUCUGACAGACUGAGGGACCUGCCCUCAAGUCACACAGCUGGGAGGCCGGAUGCAGUCCUAGUCUGCCUUCUUCCCUCCGCUAGCACUGUGGGGUUCCAUUUCCUUCCGGGCUGUUGUGCCGUGCAGCUCCCGCACUAGCAGGUUUCAAGCUGCAGCAGGAACGCAGCGGGCACGAGCAGCCGGGGGGUGGUGACCCCACGCAGCCAGCCCUCGAGCGUCCUCGAGUGGGGACGGGCUCCUCUAAGGGCACACUGGAUUGGGGUCCUUCUGCAGCCAGGGUUGGGGACGUGAUGGACGGGGAAGGGAGUCCCGGGACUGAAGCUGCCCGGGUCAGCGCCCUCCACCUGCGUGUCGCGCUCCGCCCUGGCCCGCCCCUCCGAGGGGAGUGUCCCGGGGCCUCGCCCAACUGGGCGGGGAACGGCGGGCUGAGACGCUCCAGCGCAACUGGGGACUUGGGGACGCCCGGGAUCGCUUAGGUGCUGCAGCGGUUGCCACAUCUAGUUGGGAACGCGCCAUGCUGAGCCGGCGCCGCGUCUUUGCGGUGGAGCGACUUGGUAGCCGGGAUGGGGCCUUCGAGGACCUGGCACAAGGUUGUGUGGUGCCAGGAGUCACCUGCACCUACAGACGGAUACCAGAUAAAACUCAUGGAUGUUCACUGGACUUCAGGGAGGGGCAGAUGCCCCUUCUGAAAUUGGCUUCCCAGGACUCCGGCAUGGAGAUGGUGGUUGGGGACAGCCCUUUGGCUACCGUAUCAGGACUUUCUCAAGAUUCUUUGAACCUCGAGCCCAUGGGGAGCCCUGAGCUGCCUUCUGCCCAGCUAGACCGGCUGCUGGCCCGGCAGAAGCUGGAACAGGUGCUGGAGAGGUCUCGAGAGUUUCCCAGCUUGUCUGGACAGCGGCGGCGGCGGCGGAGGCGCAGCUCUCUGCAGCUGCUGAGCAAGCCUGUAGGUGGAGUGCCCAUCUUUGCAGGGGAACUGGAGUCCACUGAGGCAGACACUGAGCUAGACGCUGGUCUGGAAGUUGCAAAGGUGGUGGGCGAUAUGGAGUCUGGAGCGUUGACCUGCCUUCCAGGGCAGGGUUUACGUUACCUGGAACACCUGUGCCUUGUGCUGGAGCAGAUGGCGAGGCUCCAGCAGCUGUACCUGCAGCUGCAGACCCAGAGACCCUCGAGGGAUCCCGAGGAGGAAGAAUUGGCUCUCUCAUCUUCACACACCCCAGACAAUGGAGUGGAAGGGCACAGAGAACAGCUAAGCUGGACAGGGGACCCAGGUGCAGAGGCAGCUUCCCUCUCAGAGGUGGGGGUGCUCACUGCCAACCCUCCCAGGCUGCCAGAGGCCUUGCUGGAAUCAACCCACAUCCGUCCGUCCUCCCAGGGACACAAGCAGGAUCUCUCCCACUGGGACAAAGUCAAGGUCCUGCUCAAUCGGAUCCGUUGGAGGAGCCCUCGGCUCCCUGAGCCUCCUGCUCCUCCUGAUCGUUCUGGUCCCAGGAUGGCGUUCAGGAACCUUUCUGAAAGGACUCAGUGCCACACCCACCGGAAGACCUUUAUUCCAACGCUGGUGGUUAAGAAACCACGCACAAAAAACCUUUCUGUGUGACCUCUUGGUGUGCCUGGUGACCUUGGGUGGAGGGGAUUGCCAUGGAGUCCCUCACCUUUUGGCUUAACUGUGGUGUCCCUGCACUGCCAGGAAAAGCUCUUUGUGUUUGCUCCUCUUCAAGCCGAGUCCUUCCCUAAGCAGCGUGGCCAAGGAGCCCUGGUUCCCUGAGAGACCCUCAAGUGCAGUUCCCACCAUCUUCCAGGGUUCCUCUUCCUUGCCAGAAAUCUCUGGGCCCAGACAAUGUGAACUGACUUAGUUAUCAGGCACCCACAGAGCGUGGUUAGUAUGGCAAUGUGCCAGCAUGUUGCAGAUGUAUGUUUCUGCGGUCUCUGUUGGACUAUCAGCGGCCCGGAUUCAAUCAUCUGACAGAAUCAUGCAUCCAAAGGGUUGGUGCUUUGGGUGUAACUGUGGAAGGACAGCACUGAUCUUCAUUCCACAACGGACAGUUACUAAUGUGGAUUCCUAAUUUCUUCCUCAUACCUGAGACAGCAGCCCUGGGACAGAGAACAAUACUGCCUUGGGUAACUCUGCAUUGAGUCAUGGCCCUGGAGCACAGCCUGAGGACUGAACGAGCAAUGGGGGGAAGACCAAGCACAAUGUGAAGACUAGCAAAUAACUCUCAAGGUCAAUUCUCAGUUGCUGUGUUCUAUCCUGGAGUUGAGACCAUGGCAGCAUCUCUGAAUUUGUGAGCCACAGCUCCCUACUUGGGAUGGCGCCAGCCUUACCUACCUCGGAAGCUUGUUAGGAGGAUAAAGUAACAUUAAACUCUCUCACUGUG